Molecule: messenger RNA, 658 nt
Organism: Artibeus jamaicensis (Jamaican fruit-eating bat)
Lineage: Eukaryota; Metazoa; Chordata; Mammalia; Chiroptera; Phyllostomidae
Gene: CATSPERH
Product: transmembrane protein 262
Exons: 4
Coding region: 320-625 (101 amino acids)
Source: RefSeq, a predicted model, not a curated record
GCUGGAGGAAAUCGGAUGUUUAGUGUUCAAGUGACAGGUACUCGUGUCCCCAAGCCUUGUCCUUAACGGGAAGGCUUUCAGUACAAGAACACCCUUUUCCCACCCCUGUCAGGAAUCGCAAAAUGGAGUCUAUAACCGGCAUAGCUCAGGAGUUACUACGUUUGGGGAACCACAUUUGGGGUCUGCCAGCAUUUAAAAUCCUCAGACCAAAGCCCAGUCCAGUGACUGUCAGCACCUAGGCCACGCCCCCUCUGCUGAGACUAUCAGAACAUCAGGAGACCUCGGACCCGCACCACCUCGAACCCGCACCACCUCAGGCAUGAUGCUCACCAUGGCCGCACUGAUGCUCUUCUUUAUACACCUGAGCGUCUUCGCCAGUGACGUGAACAAUUUCUACUUCACCCACCACUACGACCGCAUGAGCUUCCGCUACACAAUUGUUCUGAUGUUCUCCCAGGUGAUCAGCAUCUGCUGGGCCGCCAUGGGGUCACUCUACGCUGAGAUGAGAGAAGACAAGUUUCUUCGGUGCUUUGCCCUGACCGUCCUGAUGCUCAACGGAACCAUGUUCUUCAACCGCCUGUCCCUGGAGUUUCUGGCCAUGCAGUACCGGGAGGAGACCCACUGAGGCUUGGGGACUGGGCUGAGAAGGGGGAAGGAA